AAUUACAACGCAAAUCUCAUUUAUUUGCCGCAACUCGAGGCGUUCGCACCAAAUAUUUAAUCUUAAGCGAUCAGCGUCAUUGAGGCUCUUCGGAAAGUAAACCGCGAUUCAUUGUCAAGCUGUUCGCAUUUCUGGCUUGUAUCCUCGCAUUGGUCAAGCAUUACAACAAAAAUUCGAAACAAAAAACGGUAUUUAAAUCGAUUCGACCGUAUAAUUACGCUCGUAUCCGCGCUCAUUACGAGGUGUCCUGUGUAUGGAUCCACGAAAAUAAAUAUUUUAACCAUUUACCUAUUAGAAGUUAUAAAAAAAGAGCUACUUCCUCAAACAAUCUAAACUAUGUCAUCUACGCAUCAGCAACCAAGACCAAAUAAUCGCUAUGCUGUAGGCAUCACGAUGCCUGCCAUUCUCUAUACGCUGCUCUUCACAUUGCCAAGCACCCUCGCCGGUGGCUAUACAUUUAAUUCCGAGAGGCUCUCAACGCCAACCUCAGAGAUUGCCUCCAAAGUGCUCUUUCACAGUCCGUCCUUGGCAAAUAUCUACAAAGAGAUGAUCGUCUCGUCAAAACCACUAAAUCUGCGCAAAUAUAGCAAUGGUUCCAAGGUGAAAAAAACGAAAAAGGACUCUAAAAUCUAUUACAUACCAAUACCUCCAAUGCCAUAUCGUUAUAUUCCCGGAGUGGGUUUCGAUUACCAGCCCAUGAAGAUUAAACCUAUACUUCAGGAGGAAUCAUCAUUGCCGUCAAGUAGUUUGAAUGGAUUGAAUGAACUCACACAGAUGAGUGCUGGAAGUUCGGAAAAAGCAACCGCCACCAUAAAUCAGCAGACCACAUUGAACCAGAAGACACAAAAUAACUGGCAUAGCCCCGUGGAUUAUGUUAGCAUAAACUAUGCAAUUCCUAAUAAAAAGAAAAUCGAAAUAGCGGCAAAUGCACCGAUAGAUGUUGCAGGCGGCGAGAGUAAACUCUAUUCCAUGGACCGCGGGAAUUAUUACUUCAAUGGACGACCAUUUAGACUGCAGGUGGCGCAUGCGCAACCAAAGAAUCUGCUAACGCCACUUAAUCUUAAAUCUAAAUUAUAUUUUAAUAAGAAAAUUAUUUAUUAAAAAUAUUAAA
Molecule: messenger RNA, 1111 nt
Organism: Zeugodacus cucurbitae (melon fly)
Lineage: Eukaryota; Metazoa; Arthropoda; Insecta; Diptera; Tephritidae
Exons: 2
Coding region: 337-1101 (254 amino acids)
Source: RefSeq, a predicted model, not a curated record